This is a messenger RNA of Cuscuta campestris, 1910 nucleotides long. The record is from the annotation of a GenBank genome assembly. NCBI's taxonomy places the organism in Eukaryota, Viridiplantae, Streptophyta, Magnoliopsida, Solanales, Convolvulaceae.
CCUUUUUACAUCCCAAACCUAAUCAGCAGAUUCCCCAAUUCAUCUUCUCCCUCACAAGCCAAGAAUCUCUUUCCCCUACCAGAGAUUCUCUUUCCAUCUCCAAAAGCUUAUUAAUGAUGCCCUUCUCCAUUUCUUCCAUCUCUUCUCUUUCUGGGUCUCUGUCAUCUAUUGGCUAUUUUCAUUCUUGGCCCCCUUACAAGCUAUGUCUUCUUCUUCUUCUUCAACCACUGUCAACCAUCUUUCCCAGCCUUGCAUUUAUGGUGAUGUUGUUUCUACAUACUCGGAGAGAAAAUCGAGCUUUAUGAAGUGGUUGUGUAAGAUUUUCAAGGGUGGUUCAAGUAGUGGCAGGAGCAGGAGAAGUGGGCAGCCAUCUCUGAUUACAGGAGAUGAAAGUUCUGUUUUGUGCUCUCCUGUUAGAUCAUUGGAUGAUUGCUCUAGAACCAGUAAAGAUAAAGAGGAGAUGGGCCGUGCUGUGGCACGGCCUCUACCCCAAGAUUUGAAGAGACCAAAUGGAUACAGAUGGAAAGACAAUGAUGACCACUUAAGGUCACUUCAUGAUGGCCUUAAUUCCUCAUCACGUCCCCCGUAUGCUCCUCCUUAUGCUGCCCCAAGGGACUAUCAUCCAAGGGGUUAUAGAGUGUGUGGUGGUUGCCACCGGGAAAUUGGCCAUGGCAACUACUUGGGAUGCGUUGGGACUUACUUUCACCCCGAAUGCUUUCGUUGUCAUGCCUGCGGUUAUCCCAUCACAGAAAAUGAGUUCUCUCUGUCAGAGAAGAAGACAUACCAUAAGUUGUGCUUCAAAGAACUCUCACAUCCUAAAUGUGAAGUCUGUCAUCGAUUCAUCCCAAUUAACAAUGCUGGUUUGAUAGAGUAUCGGUGCCACCCGUUUUGGUCUCAGAAAUAUUGCCCUUCACAUGAAUAUGAUCUCACUGCUCGCUGCUGCAGCUGCGAACGUUUUGAAUCGCGGGAUGCAAAAUAUAUAUCACUUGGAGAUGGAAGGAGCUUAUGUAUGGAGUGUAUGGAGUCUGCAAUCAUGGAUACUGGGGACUGCCAACCACUUUACCAUGCCAUUAGAGAUUACUAUGAAGGCAUGAACAUGAAGAUUGAUCAGCAAGUCCCAAUGCUUCUUGUUGAAAGACAGGCCCUUAAUGAAGCUAUAGAAGGGGAGAAAAAGGGGUUCCAUCACUUGCCUGAAACCAGGGGUCUAUGCCUAUCCGAGGAGCAGACUGUUACCAGUGUACAAAAAGGGCCAAGAAUGGGAGGUCGCGGUCUAGUAGGAAUGAGAAAGCAGCCUCAGAGGCUAACCCGAAAAAGUGAGGUUACGGCUAUCUUAGUCCUAUAUGGUCUCCCAAGAUUACUUACUGGAGCCAUUCUAGCACACGAAUUGAUGCACGCAUGGCUUCGCCUUAAAGGUUAUCGCAACCUGAAAACUGAAGUGGAGGAAGGAAUAUGCCAAGUGAUGUCUCACAUGUGGCUUGAGUCAGAGGUGAUGCCUGGUCUUAGAAACUCAAUGCCAUCGACUUCUUCAACAGCUUCAUCCUCCUCCUCAUCAACAUCGUCCAAGAAAGGUAGAAAGUCUGUGUCUGAGAACAAACUGGGAGAGUUCUUUAUGCAUCAGAUAGCUCACGAUACCUCCUCUGCAUACGGAGAAGGAUUCAGAAUGGCUAAUAAAGCUGUGAAUAAGUAUGGUUUGUGGCGUACCUUGAAUCACAUAUAUCUCACCGGGAAUUUCCCUUGAGAUAUAUACCAAACAGCAGUCAAUUCUUCUUCCUCUUCUGGACUGAGUUAUAAUCAUGUGUUAAAAGGCCAGAUUUGCUCCCCCCGUGUUUUUUCUGGGGUCCUUCGAGGAAUGAUGCAGACUUUAUCUAUAUAUUCAUCCCUACCAUUACUAAAAAAAAGUCUUGUAUAAG